AGUGUAAGAAGUACACUGGAAAGGAAAUAUGAAAAGCAAGGCUGCCAAAUACAUCGAGCCUCCUAACACACUGGAUUCCAAGUCUCCUCCAUUACAGUGUCCAGUAACAAGGAACAAAGGACGCAGCAGCCAGGUAAACUCUGUGAGAUCACAGUCUUCAUCAGUUUUAGAUCAGUCGUCUUCUGAAAGGAAUAAAAUGCAACAUAGCCAAGAGAACUCAGUGGGAUCUAUAACUUCACCUGUUGUGUCACAUGGUACACUUGAAAGCAGUAAAGUCCAAAGUAGCCAGGAAAAUUCCAUGAUUGCUAGGGCUUCAUCUGUUCUAUCACAGACUGCAUAUGACAGCAGUAAAACACAAAAUACACAGGAAAAUCCAGUGGGCUCCAAGGCAGUACCAUCACAAUCUACAUGUGACAGCUCCAGGCAAAUCCAUGAUGAUGGUUCUUCAAAUAGUGAUUUAUGCCUCAUGCCAGCAAAGGAAGUGGAACAAGUGUCUCAACUUGAUUUGCCAUCAAGUAGAACCAGUGGGUCUGUAUCUGUUGGAACUAAUGUAACUACUUUAACCGGAAACCGUCUUACCAUCAAGAGUGGAACCAAAGAAGUGGUGGUGGUUUUUAUGAAUUCUUCACAAUCUGUUGGGUGCGGAGGACAAACAACUGAAAAUAAUCAAGAACAUGAAAUUCGUGCAACAACAAAGUCAGUUCCAGCUGCAUCAACAACAACAGCACCUAACACUGUCGAUGAGCGAUUUCUUCUCUCCAACAGACAAGAAAUGCCACUGCAUUCUACAUGUCAUACUACAGCGAAUGAAGCCAGUAUCAUUAAUGAAAGUAUUUCCUGUGAAAAUAAUUCCACUUUUAAAAUCAGAGAUGCAAGUGGAGAUCAGGUGAAUGAUGAUAGUUAUCAUCAUUCCUUUCAGAAACUUGAGCGACCCAUGCCUAUAAUACUCCAUGCGCACAGACCACUUUUAAGUGCUACUAUCAAUGGACCACAAACAAGUAUGGGAGUUGGUGCAAAUGGUGCAGUACUGGAACAAAACACAAUCUCAUCUGAUGAAAAUCCAGUUGACAAUAGAAGGUGCUGUGCUAUCUGCAAUGGUCAUUUUGUUUUCAGUUUCUUUGUGUGCACAAGCUCAGGAAUAGUUGAGAAAAAGGUAGAGAGUAUCAGUGCUUCUAGCCAGAGGUAG
Molecule: messenger RNA, 1186 nt
Organism: Schistocerca serialis cubense
Lineage: Eukaryota; Metazoa; Arthropoda; Insecta; Orthoptera; Acrididae
Exons: 12
Coding region: 29-1186 (385 amino acids)
Source: RefSeq, a predicted model, not a curated record